AGGAUAGAUUUAGUUAUCUAAGAUGCUCAUCAAUUAUUGGCACAUAUGAGAAUAUCUUAAGAACAAAUUAUUAAAGCAGUGUGAAGUGUUAUAGUUAAGCAAAGUAUCGUUUUUACAGCUCAUGAUCACCAAGUUUUUUGAGGCACAAUCGGAGAAGAAUAAGUUGAAACAGUCACACCUCAUCAAAUAAAUUUAUAAAACACAACAAGUUGUUGUUAAUAAACAAUUAAUUCUCUGAUUUUGCAAAACCCAUAAUACACAUAUAAUAAUUCUUCAUUAUUAUUAUUUUUUUCUUGUGGGUGAGAAUAAUAAGUGUUUUGAUUUGAUUUAGCUGUAAAUUGUGUUCAGUUAAAAGGGUGAUUCGAAGAUGUUUGGGGCUUGUGUAAAGAGAUUCGAAGAAGCCAAAAGAAAAUCUCAGGUUGUUCCAGACGAUGAUGAGUGGAAUUAUGCACCAAUGAGAAGGAUUGUAGAGGGAACACAAAUUGCAACACAUGGAAGAUAUGAUAAGGCUUAUAGAGCAGCUUUUGAGAGCCUAAAAGUAAAAGGAGAGAAGCUCUUACACUCAUAUGCAUGUUACUUAUUUUCUUAUGAACCAAUCAUGGGAACACUCUAUAUUUCCAAUAAAAGAUUUGCCUUCUGCACUGACUACUUCCCUACCCAUUACUCAUCAUCAUCUUCUCCCAAUUCACUCUUCGCAUGUUACGAAGUUGUGAUACGGAAUGAGAAGCUAAGAACAGUGAAUCCUUGCACAGACGAAUGGAACCAUUCAGAAAAAUGUAUACAUAUAGUGAGUAGGAAUGGCCAUGAAUUUUGGUUCAUGGGUUUUACAUCAUAUGAUAAGGCUCUCAAGAAUCUAAUUGAAGCUACCUAUACCCAUUCAGUCUCCUCCUAAUAUAUUAUUUCAUAUAUAUAUAAUAGAGUAAUGAUAGGUGCACCCAAAAUAUUCACCUAAUAUUAUAUGUAUCACUGUUUUUUAAAACAGUGGACCCUAAUUUUAAUAAAUAUGAUUGUCUAGGCUAAACUGCCACAUCACUGUGUGUAAUGUUUGAGUGCAUAUUUUGAGUGCAUAUAUCAUUACUCAUAUAUAAUAUCAUGAUACAGAUGUAGUCUCACUCCGAGACCGAUCAUGUUCCAUUAUGAAGUAAUACACUCAGUAUUAUCAAUGCAAUGCUAUUUAGGAGGUGUUUGGUAUGGAGUAAAGUAAAUGUAGGAAUGAGAAUAUAAAACUUUUCAUA
Messenger RNA from Humulus lupulus (European hop), 1235 nucleotides. Its product is annotated as GEM-like protein 1. Lineage: Eukaryota; Viridiplantae; Streptophyta; Magnoliopsida; Rosales; Cannabaceae. The record is from RefSeq and is a predicted model, not a curated record. The transcript is spliced from 3 exons. Bases 368 to 892 code for a protein of 174 amino acids.